UUCGUAUCUCAGACACUUGCUGCCUAAAACUUGAUUUUUAUUAUUUGUUGCCUCUCAGUUUUGCGAUUUCCCAUAUUGUACACACACUGAUAAGGAAAGAGAAUCAACCACAGACCCUUUGGAAAGUGAAACUGUUGCGUUGUCCGAGGAACAUUGAAUCAUGAAUGUGCUGUGUUUCUUGCCGCUGCUGCUGCUCGUCACUUGGCUGCCGCUGGACACAAAAGCGGCCAAUAUACUGUGCCUCGUGGGCACUGCCCGUCACAACAAUCCGGGAUGGACGCAGCCCCUCUUCGAGGCGCUGGCUGAACGCGGCCACAGCCUCACGGUGCUGAGCAGUGCUCCAGUUCCAAAAACAAAUAUCGAGGGCAUCACUGUGUUCACGCUGCCCAACGAAUACGAUGUGCUGCAGAAGUACUUUGUCAGCCGCACGGCCUCGUAUAGCUCGGUGUUUACAGCACUGCAGAUUUUGGUGUGGCACGAGGCUCCUUUGGGAGGCUGCCGCGCGGUGAUGGAGUCACCGGUGCUGGCAAAGCUGCGGGCCCAGCUGAUCGACGAGGUAGUCGACCAAGAUCUGAUCAUCUCCGAUGCCACUAAUGGCAUAGAGUGCCUGCUGCCGCUGGUGCCCAAGCAUCGUUCCAUACCCAUUCUGGGGGUGAGUGGCGGCAAGCUGACAGCGGAACUAUUGAAGUUGGUCCGGGCCGAGGACACCAUCAAUGUGGCAAGGAUUCCACACCCCAUUAGCCAGCUGCCCGAAGACAUGGACUUUGUGGGGCGCCUACAAAACAGUGCCCUGCAUCUAGCGGAUAAAUUACUUCGUUGGACCGAUCUUCUACCUAUUUCCAGGGGCGCAUUUGUGCCCACAGAUCAUGCCUAUCCACCCCUUAAGCUGAUGCUACUGAACACACACUCCACCCUGGAUUAUGCCCAGAAUCUGCCUGGCAGCGUGAUUGAAGUGGGAGGACUCCACAUUUGGACCCAGUCGAGGCCCCUGCCGUCGAACAUACAAAAGUUCGUGGAUAAAUUCAUCGAUGCGAUUAUCUACAUUAAUUUUCCGCACAUUGAUUUAUUCUUUGGCAUCGGCACCAAAGCCGUGCUGCACAUGGCCCGGCGGCAUCCCACCUACGGCUUCGUCUGGAAUGUGGAGAAUGUCAAGGAGCUGCCCGAGCAGAUGGACAACAUUUUGACGCUUCAUGUGGAUGCAAGACUGCAGCAGGACAUCCUAGCCCAAUCCGGUGUAAAAUGCUUCCUCAAUCAUGGCGACAGUUUCAGCCUGCAAGAGGCCAUCUACUAUGCCGUGCCCGUGCUGGUUAUCCCCCUGAUACUCGAACAGUUCAAUAAUGCUCAGCGCAUCGAGGAACGCAAUCUAGGUGUCGUACUCUCGACGAACACUUUCUUUGAGCUGACCAUGGCCAGAACCCUCAAACGUCUCCUCAAGCAUGAGGAAAUUCGCACUGCUGUGUCCCAGGCUCAAGUCAAAUUCCGCACACGUCCCAUGCCGCCGCUGGAGCACGCCGUGUGGCACGCGGAGCAUCUGAUCAACGAACCCGAACUCUACAGCCACCUCGCCAGGCCAUCCGUCCACUUUGUGGUGUCCCACUCGCUGGACACUUUGUCUAUUCCAGCUAUAGCUUUGCUGAUAUUCCUGGGCAAUGUGCUCGUCCUAGUGCUUCAGUUAGUGCAAUCGAACGCGGAGUCCCGGAAAGUAGGCAGGCAGAUCGCUUGGGAGUCCUUGAAUGAAUUUUCAACUCACGCUGAGAAUGAGGGUCGCCCUCCAGAAGUGGAAGCUCCAAAAAUUGAUGCUAAUAUGGGACAGCGAAUGGAGAGUGUCCUGGAGAAAAAGAAGGACUGAAUACUUGCUACAUUAAUUGAUCCUAACCUAAUGUAUUUCCCAAGAAAAACUGUCGAUUAAUUAAUAUAUGCAUUUCUGAUUUAAG
Drosophila obscura is the source of this 1934-nucleotide messenger RNA. RefSeq names its product UDP-glycosyltransferase UGT5 (gene Ugt305A1). Lineage: Eukaryota; Metazoa; Arthropoda; Insecta; Diptera; Drosophilidae. Bases 161 to 1849 code for a protein of 562 amino acids. The transcript is spliced from 4 exons. Gene Ontology annotation, molecular function: UDP-glycosyltransferase activity. The record is from RefSeq and is a predicted model, not a curated record.